AUGCCCCGAGGUCUGAACUACAUCAAUCAGUUGAGCCCGGAAUACAUCAGUGCACUCGUGGAUACGGUACAUCAGCAUCAGAUAGACCCUCUGCGCGAUGCCAUCGCCAAACACGUCGAAUUCGAGACGUCACUGCGUGUGCAUAUGUCGCAUGAGACCCGACAAUACGUCAUCCGUAAAGCACAUACCUCGAUCGUAAUCUGUGGCUGGGAUAAGUCCAAAUGGGUAGGCUGGGCCUUCGUCAAUGCGUCUCUAAACCCAAAGCUUAGAGAAGAUGAAGAAGACGAUGGCGAAGGACAGGAAGACGAACCUGAAGACGUAGAAGAGGAUUACUUUGCUGUCGAUGGAGACGGCCGAACGUGUUCGAUCCGGGAUGCGAACGUGCCCAUCUGGAAUCCGCGACGGUAUUGGCUGCGCAUAAUUGAGCUUCGUGUUCUCCGAAUUCUGGAAGAGUGGGUAUUGCUCGUUCGAUUUGUUGAGAAGGGCGUUGAGGCUUGGGUGGGUAUACCAGAAAGUAAAAGGGUUGAUCACAGCUGA
Molecule: messenger RNA, 537 nt
Organism: Alternaria hordeiaustralica
Lineage: Eukaryota; Fungi; Ascomycota; Dothideomycetes; Pleosporales; Pleosporaceae
Exons: 3
Coding region: 1-537 (178 amino acids)
Source: RefSeq, a predicted model, not a curated record